Scatophagus argus is the source of this 1410-nucleotide messenger RNA. RefSeq names its product aldolase b, fructose-bisphosphate (gene aldob). Gene Ontology annotation, cellular component: cytosol. NCBI's taxonomy places the organism in Eukaryota, Metazoa, Chordata, Actinopteri, Scatophagidae. Gene Ontology annotation, biological process: fructose 1,6-bisphosphate metabolic process; glycolytic process. The transcript is spliced from 9 exons. Gene Ontology annotation, molecular function: fructose-bisphosphate aldolase activity; fructose-1-phosphate aldolase activity. The record is from RefSeq and is a predicted model, not a curated record. Bases 141 to 1235 code for a protein of 364 amino acids.
CUCCUCCACAGCACCAAGCAGGCAUUAAAUACAGCUCAGUGCGCCUUGCUCGUCCUUCUCAAUCAGACCAAUUAGUGUCCAGUGGCUGUAGAAGCUCAUUGUCACUUCUGUUGCCGUCGCUGUUUGACAGAGCGCUCAAGAUGACUCAUCAGUUCCCAUCACUGUCUCCGGAGCAGAAGAAGGAGCUCUCUGACAUUGCUCAGAGGAUCGUUGCUCCAGGAAAGGGAAUCCUGGCUGCAGAUGAGUCAACAGGAACCAUGGGAAAACGUUUCCAGAAAAUCAACGUGGAGAACACAGAGGAGAACCGCCGCUCCUUCCGUGACAUCCUCUUCUCCUCCGAUCCCUCCAUCGCUAACAGCGUGGGUGGUGUCAUUCUCUUCCACGAGACUCUCUAUCAGAAAGCAGACAGCGGCAAGCCCUUCCCCCAGGUCAUCAAGGAUAAGGGAAUUGUCGUCGGCAUCAAGGUGGACAAAGGGACGGCUGGUCUAAAUGGAACAGAUGGAGAGACCACCACACAAGGUCUUGAUGGUCUCUCUGAGCGCUGUGCCCAGUAUAAGAAGGAUGGUUGUGACUUUGCCAAGUGGAGGUGUGUCCUCAAGAUCUCAGAAGGCUGCCCAUCAGCUCUCGCCAUUGCAGAGAACGCCAAUGUCCUUGCCAGAUAUGCCAGUAUCUGCCAACAGAACGGCCUGGUGCCUAUUGUGGAGCCAGAGAUCCUGCCUGACGGAGACCAUGACCUCCUGCGUUGCCAGUAUGUCUCUGAAAAGGUUCUGGCUGCUGUGUACAAGGCUCUGUCUGACCACCACGUGUACCUGGAGGGCACUCUGCUGAAGCCCAGCAUGGUCACUGCUGGUCACUCCUGCGCCAAGAAGUACACCCCUCAGGAAGUUGCCAUGGCAACUGUCACCACUCUGAGACGCACCAUUCCCGCUGCUGUGCCUGGCAUCUGCUUCUUGUCUGGAGGCCAGAGUGAGGAGGAGGCCUCCCUCAACCUCAAUGCCAUGAACCAGGUGCCCCUCACUCGCCCCUGGAAGGUGACCUUCUCUUAUGGCCGUGCACUCCAGGCCUCUGCCCUGGCAACCUGGCAGGGCAAAGCAGCCAACAAGGCAGCUACACAGGAAGUUUUCUGCAAAAGGGCCAAGAUCAAUAGCCUGGCUUCCAAAGGAGAGUACAAGCCCACUGGCUCAGCUGACCAGGCCUCCAUGCAGUCUCUGUACACUGCCAGCUAUAUCUAUUAAAUACUGUGAACAAUAAAAAAAAAAAUGAUUACCAAAUUUCACAUGGACCAAACAAGAAGACAUUCCUCUGCUGGAAUACCCUCUCCCUCAGACUGCCAACAGCAAUCCAUAACAAUGUUGUACUACUGUUUGUCUACUCAAUGAAAUGGAUGGAAAUAAAUUAAGUGAAUGGUGA